Recurvomyces mirabilis is the source of this 768-nucleotide messenger RNA. RefSeq lists its product as uncharacterized. Bases 1 to 768 code for a protein of 255 amino acids. Gene Ontology annotation, molecular function: oxidoreductase activity, acting on the CH-OH group of donors, NAD or NADP as acceptor. The record is from RefSeq and is a predicted model, not a curated record. The transcript has 2 exons. Lineage: Eukaryota; Fungi; Ascomycota; Dothideomycetes; Mycosphaerellales; Teratosphaeriaceae.
AUGAGUGCAGUGGACAACAAGAUUCAAGGUAGACUUGCACUUAUCACGGGUGCUUCUGGAGGAAUAGGUGCGGCAUGUGCACGAGAUCUUGCAGCCAACAGCGCACGCCUAGCACUCACAUACAGCACCAACAAAGGCUCGCUAGAUAGUGUGAUCGAUGAAUUAGGCUCAAAGCACUCAGAUCUGAAACUCUCCAGCCACCAAUGUGAUGUUGCAAAGGAAGCCGACCUUCAACGCCUGUUCGACGAAGUCAAGCACGACCAUGGUCAGCAUCCCGAUAUCCUGGUGGUUAACGCUGGCUAUGGCAAGCGAGUAUCAAAUAUACUGGAUAUUAGUCUGGAAGAAUGGGACUACACGAUCAAUGUCAACCUCCGAUCGAGUUUCAUUAUCACGAAAUUAGCAGUCCCGCAUAUGCUCGGACAGCACUGGGGGCGAGUCAUAUACAUUUCAUCCAUCGCCGCGGGAGGUACAUCGAUCAACGGCUGUCACUACUCUGCAUCCAAAGCAGGCGUUCAAGGCUUGAGCAAGAAUCUGGCGAACAAGAUGGGCAAAUCUGGUAUCACCUUCAACGAUGUUGCGCCAGCUAUGAUCACUGGUACCGGCAUGAUUCCAACGGAAGAAGACCUAAUUGGCACUCCUGGAGACCCAAAAGGUAUUCCGGUUGGCAGGAGCGGGAGGACAGAAGAAUGCGCUGGGGUCGUUACCAUGCUCUGUCGAACGGGUUACAUGACUGGGCAAAGUAUUCUCGUCUCUGGUGGCUUGAAGUAG